AUGGUCGUCUCUCAUGCUACACUCUAUAAUCGCCUAGUGAACAUCGCGGUCGCUUUCGGGUCUCUUACAUACGGGUAUUGCUCUUCCAUUAUUGGAAGUACGAUAGGCCAACCGGGGUGGUAUGCCUACUUUGAUCUUCCCGCAAGUGGCACUCCGGGUUAUGCAACGAAAACUACUUCGACAAUUGCCACCGCCAAUGGUAUAUACAGCGCGGGUGGUGCUAUCGGCUCUCUAUUUAUUAUGUGGGCAGCAUCGGCCCUAGGAAGGAAGCGAUCAAUCCAAAUUGGGGGACUCUUCGCUCUUCUAGGAGGCGCUCUCCAAGGGGGUGCCGUGAGUAUCGGCAUGUUUCAGGCAGGACGCUUUCUGGCAGGUGUAGGCAUUGGCAUCCUGGUAACAGUAUGCCCUAUGUAUAUGAGCGAGUUGGCGCCGCCUGAGAAGCGCGGCUGGCUGGUCGGUCACCACGCAAUUUUCGUUGUCUUCGGAUAUAUGCUUUCCAGUUGGCUUGGAUUUGCGUGCUACUUUGCCACGGCUCAACGGCCGGACUUUGCAUGGCGCUUCCCUCUCUGCAUGCAAUGCUUUGGCCCUCUGGUGCUGCUAACAGCCUCAUUUUGGAUCCCAGAAUCACCUCGGUGGCUUUUGCAAAAAGGCAAGCUAGAAGAAGCAUGGAUAGUUGUGUUGAAUCUCAGAAGGUCGCCAGAAGACCAAGAAAAUAUGGCUGCGAAAGAGGAACUCUACCAGAUCCGAGCCCAGAUUGCACUUGACGCUGCGAGGCUACAGGCUAUUGGAUGCGGGCCAUGGAUGGCGGUGAUCAAGAAGAAGAGUUAUCGGAAAAGAAUGAUUAUUGGAUUUCUAACUCAAUGGGGUGCUGAAUUUGCUGGACCUCUUAUCAUUAAUAAUUACUCGGUCAUAUUAUACACCAAUUUGGGACAAACGGGUUACAUGCCUCUAUUGCUAUCCGCACUCUGGCUCACCACCGCCGGCUUGAUUUACAAUCCAUUUGGCGCCUGGCUACAUGACAAAGUCAAUUCACGAAGGUGGAUGUUUAUGGUUGGUCUAUUUGGCUGCUUAAUUACCACCAGUGGGCUUGCAGCCUGUGUGGCCCAAUUCGCAGGGACAUCGAACAAGGCUGGCAAUGCAGCAGGAGUAUUCUUCAUUUUUCUAUACCUUGCGUUUCAAGGAACCGGGUGUGAUACAACGAUGUAUAUAUAUGUCGCCGAGAUCUUUCCCACCGAAAUUCGUCCAAUUGGCAUGGGGUUUUCACUUUUCGGCCAAUUCUCUAGUACUAUCAUUCUACUACAAACUGCACCGAUUGGAAUCGUCAAUGUUGGCUGGAAAUACUAUCUUGUCAUCAUCGUCUGGUGUAUCUUCUUCAUCCCAGUUGUGUAUUUCUUCUUUCCCGAAACAGCCAAACUGUCGUUGGAGGAAAUUUCGGCGCGCUUCGGGGACGAUGUUGCAGUUCAUGUUACUGACGUCCCAGAUGAUGAGCGCAGAGAGCUGGAUGACUUUUUAAAAGGAAAAGAUGUUGUUCAUUUGGAGGAAUCACGAGACCCAAGUGGCGGUGGUAGCAUAAAGUCUUAG
Molecule: messenger RNA, 1578 nt
Organism: Trichoderma aggressivum f. europaeum
Lineage: Eukaryota; Fungi; Ascomycota; Sordariomycetes; Hypocreales; Hypocreaceae
Exons: 5
Coding region: 1-1578 (525 amino acids)
Biological process (GO): transmembrane transport; carbohydrate transport
Cellular component (GO): membrane
Molecular function (GO): carbohydrate:proton symporter activity
Source: RefSeq, a predicted model, not a curated record